AUGUUUCUGUCUAGGUCUUCCCGCCAUGAGCGGCAGUUGACGCCUGCUGAGCGUUUCAGAAACAACACCAGAUUCACGACCCCUCCUGAUCAACAAAGUCAAUCUCCCUUGUUUGCUUUACCUGCUGAGAUUCGACAGCUUAUUUUCAAAGAGCUUUUCGGCUCUAAACUCGUCCAUGUUUUCUUUCGUCAACGGGUAGAGAAGUUUGGGCGAGUGGGAGCGCCUGGUAAUGCUAGAAUUCCGGGCUUUGUCCAUUGUGUCUGUCGCCGUGGACGUGGGGCGGUUCCUCACUAUCAUGAGGAGAAGAACCAUAAGUGGUGCUUCUUAUCUACAAGUCUCCUCAAAACUUGCCAGUCUGCAUAUAUCGAAGGCAUCCCAAUUCUCUAUCAAACAAACACUCUAUCAUUUCGAUGUCCUCGCGAUAUUGUCUUCUUCCAGGCUCAAGUCGAAGCCUUCUCAAAACUGACCCAGGCAGUUGAUCUCCACUGCACCAAGACAUCUUCCCGCGACGAGCUUCUUCACCACAACGCUGCUUAUCACCCGUGGGCACUUCCCAGAGGCCAGUUCGAUGCUUAUUUCGAAAUGAUGUGGUUAGAUAAAGACCUUGCCGUCAGUGCAAGACAUGUCCGGCUGUAUUUCGAAACAGCUGAAACGGGCGAUUUCUACGUUGCGUUCAACGUACGGACACUACUACGCUCAGACGUUGUCCCCGCUGCGCAGAUACAGGUCUUUCUGCAGGGCAAUAGCAACAGUAUGGUCGAUGAGAGCAUAAAAUUGACGUCGACAUCUGAUAAACGGAGACGUAUCACUGUUAAUGCAAAUACCAAGGUUUCUGAAUGUCACGGAGAAAUCUCGGACGAAGAUUAG
Fusarium sp. VM40 is the source of this 867-nucleotide messenger RNA. NCBI's taxonomy places the organism in Eukaryota, Fungi, Ascomycota, Sordariomycetes, Hypocreales, Nectriaceae. The record is from the annotation of a GenBank genome assembly.